Molecule: messenger RNA, 972 nt
Organism: Danio rerio (zebrafish)
Lineage: Eukaryota; Metazoa; Chordata; Actinopteri; Cypriniformes; Danionidae
Gene: or91a3
Product: odorant receptor, family 91, subfamily A, member 3
Biological process (GO): G protein-coupled receptor signaling pathway
Cellular component (GO): cytoplasm; plasma membrane; membrane
Molecular function (GO): G protein-coupled receptor activity
Source: RefSeq, marked validated
AUGAACUCCACAUCAAACAGCAGUCUGGGCAACACUUUUAUUUCGAAAACACUAAAAGAGAAGUCUUUGACGGUGCAGGUGCUGGUUGGGAUUCUUCUGUAUGUGAACGGACUGAUGAUUUUCACCUUUCUGAAGAAGGAGACUUUCAGGGACACACGCUACAUUCUGUUUGCUCAGACUCUUUUUGUUGACUCAGCUCUUAUGCUGUUUGCUGAUUUAACCCUUGUAGGCUCUGCUUAUGAAUUGUUCAUUCACAUCAUUUCUUGUUAUAUCUUUUGUACAGUCAUGGCUCUGCUCAGUAUUUGUUCUCCGGUGACUCUUGUAGCCAUGUGUUUGGAGCGAUAUGUGGCCAUAUGUUUGCCUUUAAGACAUGCCAGCAUCUCCAGUCCCAAAAACACCAUCAAUGGGCUUCUCAUUAUAUGGGGUGUCAGUAGUGUCAUCCCACUGUUUAUUUUCAUUGUCUCUUUUACUUACACUCCUCCUAAUGCCAUGAACUCAUAUGUUGUGUGUAGUAAUGAUGUCAUGUUUCAAGUGAAAUGGUUGGCAGAAAUGAGAGCAUUAAGUCAACAGCUGUUGUUCGUCAUAAUGUUGUGUAUUGUUGGCUCCACCUACAUCAAGAUUAUGGUUGCAGCCAAAUCAGCCUCCGCCGAGAACAAGAAGUCAACAUAUAAGGGUCUCAGAACUGUUAUUCUCCAUGGCCUUCAGCUGAUUCUGGGUAUGAUGCAGCUUAUAACACCGUAUAUUGAUAUUCUAACAUUGAAAGUAGAUAUUAUGCUGUUUAUUAAUGUAAAAUUCUCAAAUUUCAUGUUGUUUUGGAUCUUUCCCCGUUGCUUAAGUCCCUUAGUUUAUGGAUUACGAGACAAAAAGUUUUAUAAUGCUCUCAAAUAUUAUGCCUUUUGUGGCAUUUAUGUUUGUAAAAAGCACAAAAUAAAAGAUAGUAAAACCAUUAGAGGUGCUGUGAGCAUUGCUAUA